UCCACUCAUUUUUGUGACCAUUCAUGUAGUAAUCGGCUGUCUCUCAAAGGUUAAACAACAUUCUUAUAGUACAAUUUACUGUUAAAUUCCAAAAAAACAUGUGCUAAGAAUGGUCAUCAGAGAAUAAAGGACAGAGAGCAAUCAGAAAAAAAACGAUUUGUUAUCAUAGACUCAAUACAUAUCAGAUAACAAAAGAAAUGUUUUCGAUCGAUGCGUUUGAGUUUGAAAGUUUGGCAAAUCGACACUUGUUUGACUAUCCAUCGGCAUCGACGAAUGACUUAUUUUUGUGCAAUGAUAACUCAUCCGAUAGUGAUCUGUAUAGCUCGUACAAUAGUGACCAAGAAAAUAAUCUAGAUAAACUGCCAACAAAAUCACGUCGUUCACACAAUCUACAGUCGCAACAGCGUCAAGCAGCCAACUUACGUGAACGCCGUCGGAUGCAGAAUAUAAACGAAGCAUUUGAGGGACUACGCGCCCAUAUACCAACAUUGCCGUAUGAAAAGAAAUUGAGUAAAGUCGAUAUCUUGAAAUUAGCAAUCAGCUACAUCAGUUUUCUGGGCGAAAUGGUGAGAAAAGACAAGAAUGGCAACACAUCAAGCCUGAUCGGUGUUCAAAAGCAGAUUGUUAAAGUGCCACCCAAAAAGACGAUUCUACGUUGUCGAAGUAAUGGGAUGAUUCACUCACUGUCAUGGCAUCGGAAAGGAGAUCGAAUUACUGGCUGUAAAUUAUUCGCGCGUAUUUGGACACCAGAAGAUCCCCGGGUCAAGUCAAAAAUGUUUCCAUCAAAGUUUGAGUUUCCAGCCGAUCACACUCAGCUCUAGGAAUUAUCACAUUGAAAACCGAAAGACUCUUGUUGCUCUUCAAGUUUGCCAAAUGAUUCUUCUCUACUUUCUAGUCAUAUAUUUAUAUAUAAAAUCAAACUCUUACUUCAGUGUGUAAAUUAUUAGCCAUUUGUGAUAUGGCCCAAUAAUCGAAAAGAAAAACUGAAUAUUUUGUAUUUUAAAUUACUUUCAACGCAUCGCAUCGAACGUGGAAUAAUUACAUUUUUCAAUUAAUUUCCAUUGAUUUGAUGGAGAGAGAAAAAAAAACCCGCCGUUUAUGGCUAUAAAUUCAUCGGCAGUUUUGAGUGAGUUGAUGUAAAAUCAAUUCAAUCGCUGUGUAUUUAUGUUGUAAUUGAUCACACGGAAUGGCACAUAAUAAUUUUAAUUUCUGCUCGCUUAUACUUACU
Sitodiplosis mosellana (orange wheat blossom midge) is the source of this 1228-nucleotide messenger RNA. It is a transcript of the gene Fer1, whose product is annotated as pancreas transcription factor 1 subunit alpha. Bases 198 to 821 code for a protein of 207 amino acids. Gene Ontology annotation, biological process: developmental process; regulation of transcription by RNA polymerase II. The record is from RefSeq and is a predicted model, not a curated record. Gene Ontology annotation, molecular function: protein dimerization activity; RNA polymerase II transcription regulatory region sequence-specific DNA binding; DNA-binding transcription factor activity, RNA polymerase II-specific. NCBI's taxonomy places the organism in Eukaryota, Metazoa, Arthropoda, Insecta, Diptera, Cecidomyiidae. The transcript is spliced from 3 exons.